Messenger RNA from Brassica rapa (field mustard), 582 nucleotides. RefSeq lists its product as uncharacterized. NCBI's taxonomy places the organism in Eukaryota, Viridiplantae, Streptophyta, Magnoliopsida, Brassicales, Brassicaceae. The record is from RefSeq and is a predicted model, not a curated record.
AUGGAUGAUAAAGAAAAAAAUCAGUAUAGUCUAUGGAAUUCAGAGGAAACCAAGGUUUUAAUAGAGUUGCUUGUGGAGGGAAUUCAACGUGGAUGGCGUGACAGUAAUGGAAUAAUGAACAAAGCAACGGUGGAACAUAAGAUACUACCAGUCUUGAACGAAAGACUUGGAUGCCAAAAAACCCACAAGCAUUACCUAAGCAGGAUCAAGUUCCUAAAGGGUCAAUAUCAAUGCUAUGUUGAUCUUUUAAACAACAGUUCAGGCUUUGGAUGGGAUCCUAUCAUGAAAAGAUUUGUGGCUUCUAACGAAGUAUGGAAUGACUAUUUAAAGGGACAUCCAAAUCACAAGUUCAUACGCUAUGACUCUAGUGAACAGUUUGAUGAUUUGAAAAUCAUAUUUGAUUGUGCAACUGCUAAUGGUAGUUAUGCAAUUGGCUUGGGUGAUACCACGGAUGCUCGCGUCUUCACGGUUGGUGACAGUCAAGUACAAGACAACUUGAAUUUUGAAGACAUCAAUGAUGAUGUUUAUGCUCAGCAACCAUCCCCAGAAAAUGGUGUCAAAAGGCGUGUGGAAAAACUUUGA